CCUCAAUAUUCAAUUCCAUAACCUUCUCUUUUCAUACGAGUACCUCAACCUAUGACUCUGUCUAUCUCUCUCUUUCCAUCUUCCAGUCCACUAUCAGGCCUUGACUCUAUAGCCUUUUCCCUCCUCCCUCGUCCUUCCCUUCAAAUGCCAGGCAGUCUUCGAUGUUUAAGAUCAGUCUCUCCCGCUCGCUCCCUGCGUUGCGUUUCCCCAUGCUACUCUGCAGUUCUGAAAAAAUGUCGGAAGGUAGGAAAAAGGUAGCGAUAUUUUAAAAUACAUUGUGUUUAGGUUGUCAAUGGUUGUGCAUCCAUGUGUUGAUCAGAGAGACCCUCACAUGGGCUCUCCCGCUUCCCCACAAAUUUUUGACAGACUUGGUUGAAUCGCCAGCCAAUCUCCUCCCCUUCCUUCUCCUCGUCUCUCUGCACUUCGGUUUCUGCGCUAUCUGACGCCUCUAAGACCGCCUGAUUGGCUCUACUACCCAGUCCUUCCCAAAGCAAGGGUUCGCCCUAUCUCUUUCUUUGUAAAAUAUUAAAGAAAAGCUCGUGAAGACUAACGCCCUGAACAAAAGGAUCCAGUUAACACAGCAGAAUUGAGCAUCCUAUGUGAAGCACAGUUCCAGCCCUCUUUUUCACUUUUUUGCCGCACCACAGAAAGGUAGGAAUGGAGAUCUCGCAGGAGAAGAGGAACCAACCCAAACAGGAUGUGGGUGUUGAAGAAAACGCCGAAAUUCGUUGUGGGUGUGAAUCGGAUUGGAAGAAAAGGCCAGAUUUCUUGCCAGAGGAUUCCGGCGUCAAAGUUCCCGACGCCUGCGACUCGUCACCGGAGUCUACCAUUUCUCUGCUAGAGAGCGAUAACAAGGACUGGUCCGACUGCUCCAUUUCAGAUGAUGAGAGUCUGAUCGAGAUAGAGCUACAAGGAGAACACUAUCUAGAAGAAGACAGGUUUUUCUGGGAGAAGGACUUCCCGGUGGUGGGGAUGCCGGAGUAUGCUUUCCAGAAGAAAGACUUUCAGGCUUUUGAGACGCCUGAGUCCAUAUUCAGGCGACAGCUACUCAUGGAGCUCUGCUCCGAGCUCAUAGAGGAGGAUAACUUGAUAGAGAUUGACCUUUCUGUUGGGUCCAUCAAAUGCUCAAGGGUUGAGAUUGACGAUUGAGAGGAAGAUAGACAUUCAGACUCUGGUCACUGAUGGGCUCCAUGUAUAGCAGUUUGUUCGUUGAAGGAAGCCCUUGAUGGUUGGUGUUAUUGCUGUGUAACAAAAUCUUUCGAUCGCUUGUCUUCCUUUCUCAGACUUAAGUAGUAUGAACCUUGACGCUGUCCCUAUUUGCUUACGCCUGUGAAUGGAUUGUAGUUCUGUAUUUUUCUACUGAAGUAUAACAAUUAAACAA
Molecule: messenger RNA, 1381 nt
Organism: Nymphaea colorata (pocket water lily)
Lineage: Eukaryota; Viridiplantae; Streptophyta; Magnoliopsida; Nymphaeales; Nymphaeaceae
Exons: 2
Coding region: 658-1149 (163 amino acids)
Source: RefSeq, a predicted model, not a curated record